AUGGGACCAGUCAAUGAUACCCCAAUUUCAGAGUUUCUUCUCCUGGGACUAUCAGAGGCACCGGAACUGCAGCCCCUCCUGUUUGGGCUGUUCCUCUCCAUGUACCUGGUCACUGUGCUGGGAAACCUGCUCAUCAUCCUGGCCGUCAGCUCAGACUCCCGCCUCCACACGCCCAUGUACUUCUUCCUCUGCAACCUGUCCUUGGCUGACAUCUGCUUCACCUCCACCACCGUCCCGAAGAUGCUGGUGAACAUCCAGACGCAGAACAAAGCCAUCGCCUACGCAGGCUGCAUCACCCAGAUGUAUUUUUUCGUGCUCUUUGCAGGAUUGGACAACUUCUUUCUGACCGUAAUGGCCUAUGACCGGUUUGUGGCCAUCUGUCACCCCCUGCACUACACGGUCAUCAUGAAUCUCCGGCUCUGUGGCCUGUUGGCACUGGUGUCCUGGAUCAUGAGUGUCCUGGAUUCCUUGCUGCAAUGCUUGAUGGCGUUGCGACUGUCCUUCUGCUCAGACUGGGAAAUCCCCCACUUUUUCUGUGAGCUCAAUCAGAUGACCCAACUUGCCUGUUCUGACACACAUCCUAAUAACAUUGUGUUAUAUUUUGUAACUGUGCUACUCGGUAGUGGUCCCCUGGCUGGGAUCUUUUACUCUUACUCUAAGAUAGUGUCCUCCAUACGUGCAAUCCCAUCAGCUCAGGGGAAGAUUAAAGCCUUUUCCACCUGCGCGUCACACCUCUCCGUUGUCUCCUUAUUUUAUGGUACAGGCCUAGGCGUGUACCUCAGCUCCGCUGUUACUCACGGCUCCCAGUCAAGUGCAGUGGCCUCCGUGAUGUACACCGUGGUCACACCCAUGCUGAACCCCUUCAUCUACAGCCUCAGGAACAGAGACAUAAAAGGGGCUCUCAAAAGAUUGGCUGUGGUGGCAGCACUGCAAGAGCCGGCCUCGGUUCACACUUGGCCUCACCUAAGCACCGGUCAGCCCAGCACAGAGGCACCAGAACUGCAGCCCCUCCUGUUUGGGCUGUUCCUCUCCAUGUACCUGGUCACUGUGCUGGGAAACCUGCUCAUCAUCCUGGCCGUCAGCUCAGACUCCCGCCUCCACACGCCCAUGUACUUCUUCCUCUGCAACCUGUCCUUGGCUGACAUCUGCUUCACCUCCACCACCGUCCCAAAGAUGCUGGUGAACAUCCAGACACAGAGCAAAGCCAUCGCCUAUGCAGGCUGCAUCACCCAGAUGUAUUUUUUCAUACUCUUUGCCAUGUUGGACAACUUCCUCCUGACCGUGAUGGCCUAUGACCGGUUUGUGGCCAUCUGUCACCCGCUGCACUACACGGUCAUCAUGAACCCCCGGCUCUGUGGGUUGCUGGUUCUGGUGUCCUGGAUCAUCAGUUCCCUGUAUUCUCUGCUGCAAUGUUUCACUACUGUGUUCUUCAUGCUCCCUUGA
Messenger RNA from Pteronotus mesoamericanus, 1443 nucleotides. RefSeq names its product olfactory receptor 7A10-like. Gene Ontology annotation, cellular component: plasma membrane. Lineage: Eukaryota; Metazoa; Chordata; Mammalia; Chiroptera; Mormoopidae. Gene Ontology annotation, molecular function: G protein-coupled receptor activity; olfactory receptor activity. Gene Ontology annotation, biological process: G protein-coupled receptor signaling pathway. The coding region runs from base 1 to 1443 and encodes 480 amino acids. The record is from RefSeq and is a predicted model, not a curated record. The transcript has 3 exons.